Molecule: messenger RNA, 2091 nt
Organism: Osmerus eperlanus (European smelt)
Lineage: Eukaryota; Metazoa; Chordata; Actinopteri; Osmeriformes; Osmeridae
Gene: tal2
Product: T-cell acute lymphocytic leukemia 2
Exons: 2
Coding region: 628-1284 (218 amino acids)
Biological process (GO): regulation of transcription by RNA polymerase II
Molecular function (GO): protein dimerization activity; RNA polymerase II cis-regulatory region sequence-specific DNA binding; DNA-binding transcription factor activity, RNA polymerase II-specific
Source: RefSeq, a predicted model, not a curated record
AGGAAGGAGAGAGAAAGCUAGCGCUCAUGCUUGUGACCCAGAGAAUUGGUGUCCCCAUGUUCCCUGUAAUUUAUGUGUGGGCCUCGGGAUGGCUAAACAAGAUUACCAUAGUCAUAACAAACCCCACAUUGUUCAACUGUCAAUCUGGAUGUGGUAUUUUUACCUUUUGUGCUCCAAUCGGGGGUGAAUUCAAUGGUAGCAGUCGUUAGUGAUAUGAAGGUUGGACUGGCCGGGAUAGCCGUGGCUAAUGUUGGAAGCAUGAGCAGGAACAAGUGUUUUGAAAUGCAAGGAGAGGAUCAAGCAGGGAAACAUCUCAGUUCCAAGUCAAUAGGACCUGAACCUUGGAUGUAUUGUCAGCUACUGUACACUGUAAAAAAAAAAUCAUUUUCAGGAGGGAAUCAAUUGACAUAUUCACCAUGAAAUGUCAGUGGCUAUUAAAUGAAAGAGAGGUUUCUAACUUCUCGUUGAAAAUUGUUGCAUUGUCUUUGGUCGCACAAUACCUCCAAACUCAAAUGGUUACCCCUUUAGGUUAGCCUUUUGUUUUUUUCUCUCCAGGCAUUUUCUGUUAACCAGGCAGCAAGGGAAUACUGGUGUGGAAGCAGCACUCUCAAGUUAACACCUCACACAAUGCCUCCGGCUGUACGGGAGGCUCGACGACAACACACGUCACACAAUGGGACUCACCCCGCUAUAAAAAUGUGCGAUGCAUGCGUGCACCAGCCAUCCCCCUCUCUCUCUCUCCCUCCCUCCCUCCCUCUCUCUCUCUCUCUCUCUCUCUCUCUCUCUCUCUCUCUCUCUCCGCACACAGCAGUAGCCAGUGAGCAUGAGAAGACUGGAUUGAGUGGAUGUACCAACUGGACACACCUCUACAGUACGGAUAACCUGAGAAAGACACGUUUGGAUAACCCGACACCUUCGCAGUACUCUCACAGCAGCAUCAUGACCAGGAAGGUGUUCACCAACACCCGGGAACGCUGGCGCCAGCACAACGUCAACACCGCCUUCGCCGAGCUCCGCAAGCUCAUCCCCACCCACCCCCCCGAGAAGAAGCUGAGCAAGAACGAGAUCCUGCGCCUGGCCAUGCGCUACAUCAACUUCCUGGUGCAGCUGCUGGAGAGCCAGGGCGGCCAGCCGGCCUCCCACUCCCCCAACGCCCUGCUCACCUUCCUCAGGGGCAACGUGGAGCGCCUGCAUGCCUCCUCCCGGCCCUGGGGCCUGGGCCUGACCAGCGACACGGACGCCCCCUCUCCCGGAUCCAGCUGCGACAGCUCCGAGGCCUGGUAGAGGGAGCCUCUAAGCCCAGGGAGGCACCGGAGUGCUGGGUACCUGAGGUGAAGUUGUGACAGCCUCCCCCCCUCUCUCCCAUCUACAGACUCUUAUUUGGCUCUGAGCUCAGUUGAAACCAGCGCCUGGGUCGGGCAUGCAGAGGAUAUGUUUGUGUCCCAGCGGAAUGAAACGCUGGUUGUAGCUACCCUGUCCAUCAAGUGUUGAAAUGUUAAGAAUGUGGAGAGCGGGAGCCUUUUAAAUUCAAUCUGUAAUCUGCAUGGAUAUAUCUUGGAUGUCUUCUCCCGUCAUGUCUUCAGUUAACGUACCUGUCGGUUGGAAUGGGGACGAAGGGAGUUUUUAAAUAUGUGCAAAAUGUCCAAGACUGUUCUAGAAAGGUGUUUUUUUUUCCUUGAUAAAGGAGCGUCCGAUUCACCAGGGACUACAGGCUAUUUUACAAAAACCAGGGCACUUCACCUCAGUGUUGACCUGCUGAUUUCAUGAUGAGAAUGAAUCUGAACCCUACUUGUUUACAGCACUAGAUAUGAUCAAGUUCUACAGUUAAAAAAGAACAACAACUUUCUUUUCUUAUUUAUUGGGAUUCCAGGGAUUGAGAAGUUGAGUGACGACGAUCCUCUUUGCAUUUCGUUAGAAGGACCGUCUCGUCUGUCUAUUGAACUAUUUAAGCGUUCGCUCUAUUUGUACAGGCAUGUCAUGUAGCCAAAGAUUAUUAUUUGACUCUUGUUUCAAUAUGGUUUUGUAAAUUAUUUGGAUUUAUUUGUGAAUAUGUUAUUUAUAUGUUAUUUAUUGGAAUUUAAUAAAUUAUUU